Molecule: messenger RNA, 1242 nt
Organism: Manis javanica (Malayan pangolin)
Lineage: Eukaryota; Metazoa; Chordata; Mammalia; Pholidota; Manidae
Source: RefSeq, a predicted model, not a curated record
AUGAGUAUUGAAUUUCUUUUGGAGGGUGACUGUAAUAUCCUAAAAUUGAUUGUGGAGGCGCCGCGGACCGGCCCGGGUCGGGUGCGCGCGCGCGCGAGCGAGCCCGCGUGGGAGGCGGCGGAGAGCGGAACUGCGGCACCUGUUGCCUCUGCUCGGCCCCCUGCUCCCCUGCCGCCGCUGCCGCAGCCGAGACCCGGAGGGAGGGGGUGGGGUCCCCGCGGGCCGCGCCGCCAGUCCCCCCCUCGGUCCCGCCUGGUGAGGGGCAGGACGAGCGGAGCUCUGCGCAGGUGCCCGUCAGGGGGCGCCCGGACCGCGCGCUCACUGCCUGCGCUCCCGCGGGGCGGCGGGCCUGAGCGGUCCGGCCUCAGUGUGAACCGCAGCCACCCGGAGGUGAAACGCAAGUGUGGAGCCGAGUUUCGUCGGUUUUCACUGGAAAUAUCAAAACCUGGAAAAUUUAAAGACUUUUAGGGAUUACUGCAACAUGUUCAUAAGAUGCCCAACGCUGAUGUUUUAGUAGGCUAUGCAGAUAUCUACGGAGAUUUAUUGCGCAUAAACAACGAUGAUAAUUACCACAAAGCUGUUUCAACUGCCAAUCCGCUACUUAGGAUCUUUACAACCAAAAAAGCAGCAGCAGACUACAGGGCCUUUGGUACAGACACACUGGUAAAGAAGAAGAAUGUUUUAACCAAUGUGUUGCACCCUGACAACUAUCGAAAAAAAGCCCAUAUAGUCAUUAGUUUGCCCCAAGACUUAAGACCUGUGUAUUCUAUUAUUGACGUGAAUAUUCUCCCAGAAACACAACGUAGGGUUCGUCUUUACAAAUAUGGCACCGAGAAACCCCUAGGAAUCUACAUCCGGGAUGGCUCUAGUAUGAGGGUAACACCACAUGGCUUAGAGAAGGUCCCAGGGAUCUUUAUAUCCAGACUUGUCCCAGGAGGUCUGGCUCAAAGCACAGGGCUGUUGGCUGUUAAUGAAGUUUUAGAAGUUAAUGGCAUAGAAGUGUCAGGGAAGAGUCAUGAUCAAGUAACAGACAUGAUGAUUGCAAACAGCUGCAACCUCAUCAUAACAGUGAGACCAGCAAACCAGAGGAAUAACAUCGUUAGGACUUCUGGCAGCUCUGGCCAGUCUACUGAUAACAGCCUGGUUGGCUAUCCACAGCAGAUGGAACCCAGCUUUGAGCCAGAGGAUGGAUACAGGGAUGAAGAUGACAUUAUUAUCGAAGACAAUGGAGUGCCACAGUAG